CCUCCGCUGACGCAAGCAGAGACAUACGCCGGCUUUGGCGUUCUGGGCCGCAGCAGCAGCAGCAGCAGCAGCGCCGCCUUCAGAGUUCCUCCCGGGCGAUCGAGAGCGGACCUCCUAAGACGCAGCGAUUCGUUUUGGCCGAGAUGUCUGCGGCCCAUGACUUGUCCCCGGGGGAGCUUUACGAGCGGGUGUCGGAGCAGGGAGAGGCCGUGAGAGCCCUCAAGGCACAGAAGGCACAUCAGGAUGAGGUCAAGGGAGCAGUCCAGAAGCUGCUGGAGCUGAAGCUGGAGUAUAAGCGAGUGUCGGGGCACGAGUACCAGGCUGGCGCCCCACCCGGCAAGGUGAACGAGGCUGCCAACGGGGCCGCACAGGCUCCCGACUGCGUCCCCAGCGACACCGCUGCACAGGAAGCGCAGACAGACCACGUGGACCCAUGGAAUGUGCAGACCUCCAGCGCCAAGGGCAUCGACUACGACAAACUCAUCGUCAACUUCGGGAGCAGUAAAAUCGACCAGCACCUGAUCGACCGGAUCGAGCGGGUCACUGGCAAACAGGCGCAUCACUUUCUGCGGCGAGGCAUCUUCUUUUCACACAGGGACAUGCACCAACUGCUGGAUGCGUACGAGGCCAAGAAGCCGUUCUUCUUGUACACGGGGCGUGGGCCCUCGUCGGACGCCAUGCACGUCGGCCACCUCAUCUCCUUCAUAUUCACCCAGUGGCUGCAGGAAACGUUCAACGUUCCACUGGUCAUCCAGCUGACGGACGACGAGAAAUACCUGUGGAAGGAUAUGGAGCUGGAGGAAGCAAACAGGCUCGCUCACGAGAACAGCCGAGACAUCAUCGCAUGUGGCUUUGACAUCAACAAGACCUUCAUCUUCUCCGACCUGGAGUACAUGGGGCAAUCGAAAGAGUUCUACAUGAACGUGGUUAAGGUGCAGAAGCACGUGACGUUCAACCAAGUCAAGGGCAUCUUCGGCUUCGGAGACAGCGACUGCAUCGGUAAGAUCAGUUUCCCGGCUGUGCAGGCAGCUCCCUCCUUCAGCAGCUCCUUCCCUCACAUCUUUGGUGGCCGGACUGACGUGCAGUGCCUCAUCCCGUGCGGCAUUGAUCAGGACCCGUAUUUCCGGAUGACGCGUGAUGUCGCUCCACGCAUCGGCUACCUCAAACCCGCGCUGCUGCACUGCAGCUUCUUCCCCGCGCUACAGGGCGCGCAGACCAAGAUGAGCGCCAGCGACCCCAACUCAUCCAUCUUCCUCACCGACACAGCCAAGCAGAUCAAGAGCAAGGUGAACAAGCACUGCGUUUUCCGGUGGCCGCGACACAAUCGAAGAGCACCGCAAGCUGGGUGGGAACGUGGAGGUGGACGUGUGCUACAUGUACCUCACCUUCUUCCUGGAGGACGACGAGCGGCUGGCGCAAAUCCGCAAGGACUACACGAGCGGCGCCAUGCUCACGGGCGAGCUCAAGCAGCAGCUCAUCGCUGUGCUGCAGCCGCUGGUGGCGGCGCACCAGGAGCGGCGGCGCAGCGUCACCGCCGAGAUGGUCACGCGCUUCAUGACGCCGCGGCCGCUCAACUACACGUGCUGACCGCCGCACGUGCGAUCGCUCCGUGCCACAGUCCAGCGUGUGCACCACUUACGAGCGCGCUCUCGAACACGCAUGCAGAGACAUUGGCACCCACGGUCUAGUUGAAUUAUCGGUAUACUGAGCCGUUGACGGAUCAAAAAUCACAUUUUGUCUCUCAAGAUGCUGUCACGGGAGAGGACUUUUAUGAGACAAGAGAGCAAAUCCGAACUAACCCCACCCCCAAGCAUUAUUUCAAUUUCCCCUUCCUGACCCUUAUAAAAACGAAACAAAUAUUACAUUUUGCACUCCCAGAAUUACCGUGGACAAGCUCAUGGACCCGGCUUUGGCGGCGAUUGAGCCGUGAUGCCAAUAAAUAACGGUGCAAUGUCGUUGCUUCAUGACAGCCCAAAAAGUAACAAAUUAACAUGUGAGAAUUGAAAUAUGGUUACAACCCCCCAUACUUCACCUCCAUCACCCAUCGGAACGUUUCCGCGAUCGCUGAUGACAGGCGGCCGGAGUGGGCCUCCUCCUCUAUCCAGACUGCAUCGCCGCGCUUCAUGAAAGUCUCGGUGGCGAUGGUACCUGUGUCGUCCACCGUGGGCAUGAUUGACCCCGCCUCGGCACUGAGUGGGGGGGGGGGGGUGAGUACUGAGUAGGGGUAAUGUGUGGAACGUUCUGGCGGGGAGGUGAGAUUGAGGGCUCUUUAACUGGAGGGGUCUUGUAUGUAUGUUGAACUUCUUUCGCACCAUACGUAGCCAACCGUACUAAUUGAAGGUGCAGGGCAAGGCCAACAAACUAAUCACAAAAAGCAGUUAUAAAAACACGAGUUUUAAAUCUAGAUGAUUUAAAAGUGCAUAGCUCCAGUGGCUUCCUAAUAUCGGCCACAGAAGCGCAUCUGAAAGCGCCACGCGAUGCAGUGGCCGUCUUUGUUCGAUGGGUAUUGGAGAUUGUUGUUUUGGAGCGAGGGUAACUGUGUGUCUGAUCGUCUUCGCCGCAUGACCUUCAGCAACAUAUGUGUACCUGAGCGAGUUUAUUAACAGUUCUGCCCGGUUGGGCCUCAGCAAGGUU
Lethenteron reissneri (Far Eastern brook lamprey) is the source of this 2634-nucleotide messenger RNA. RefSeq names its product tryptophanyl-tRNA synthetase 1 (gene WARS1). Gene Ontology annotation, cellular component: cytoplasm. Lineage: Eukaryota; Metazoa; Chordata; Hyperoartia; Petromyzontiformes; Petromyzontidae. Gene Ontology annotation, biological process: tryptophanyl-tRNA aminoacylation. Gene Ontology annotation, molecular function: tryptophan-tRNA ligase activity; ATP binding. The record is from RefSeq and is a predicted model, not a curated record.